AUGAAGCGUACCCCAAAUCCCCGGAGAGUCCAUGUGUCGUCAUCGAAUUUCCGACAGCUAGUCAGGCAUACGGCCUGCUACGUCCGGGUGCCGUACGCGGGUCAUCACAACCAAGACGAUGCCAGUAGAUCAGUAGUACGACUUGGAAGAUUUGGGCGGCUGGAUUCCGCCAGCUUCACCCUACAACACGAAGUCGUGGCGGCUGAGACACUGCGUCACCAGCGUCUGCACCAGAGGAUGGAUGCACAGGGUGAAAAUACUGUACACGACUGUGGAGCGCUGCGUAAUUCUCACGAAACGUGGACGCACAGACAACGUUCACCCAGGGCAGAUGUGAGUUGA
Bipolaris oryzae ATCC 44560 is the source of this 342-nucleotide messenger RNA. RefSeq lists its product as uncharacterized. NCBI's taxonomy places the organism in Eukaryota, Fungi, Ascomycota, Dothideomycetes, Pleosporales, Pleosporaceae. The transcript has 3 exons. The record is from RefSeq and is a predicted model, not a curated record. The coding region runs from base 1 to 342 and encodes 113 amino acids.